Molecule: messenger RNA, 912 nt
Organism: Cuscuta campestris
Lineage: Eukaryota; Viridiplantae; Streptophyta; Magnoliopsida; Solanales; Convolvulaceae
Source: the annotation of a GenBank genome assembly
CUGUGGAAGAAUACAUUACAUCUUCAUUCCCUCACCAAAUUCAUAUCUUUCCCUCUCAUUGCUCGCCGUCGAGAGCUAUCUCCUCAUCGCGCUCUCGAUCGAGCUUACGAUUUGAGCUUUGUAUUUGGUGUCGAUCGUCUCCGAUGAUUCAAUUGCGAGGGAAAUGAACUGCGCUAACAAAAUGGACGUGGCAGCGCAGUUGAAGCGGGGCAUAUCAAGGCAAUUCUCGACGGGGUCGGUGCAGAGGAGCGGCAGGUUCAGCUUCCGGCGCCAAAAUUCGCUCGAUCCACGCCGCAAUACGUUGCGUUUCAGCUUCGGCAGGCAGUCUUCGCUAGAUCCGAUUCGGCGAUGUCCGUCUGAUGAGGCGGAAUUGCUGACGGUGCCGGAGAACCUCGACUCCACUAUGCAGCUCCUCUUCAUGUCUUGCCAGGGCGACGUCGAGGGUGUCAAGGAUUUGCUGGAUGAAGGGAUUGAUGUCAAUAGCAUCGAUUUGGAUGGCCGAACCGCUCUGCAUAUUGCCGCUUGCGAGGGGCAUGUUGAGGUUGUGAAGCUCCUGCUCAGCCGAAAGGCCAAUUUCGAUGCCCGUGAUCGAUGGGGCAGCACGGCAGCAGCUGAUGCUAAGUAUUAUGGAAAUUCUGAAGUGUAUAGUAUUUUGAAGGCCCGUGGGGCCAAAGUUCCAAAAACCAGAAAGACACCAAUGGCUGUUGCUAAUCCGCGGGAAGUUCCAGAGUAUGAGCUCAAUCCCCUGGAACUUCAGAUUCGCAGAAGUGAUGGUAUCAAGGCAAGAUCUUAUGUUCUUUCAAUUUAUACUAUCCAUGAAGCAUACUGCGUAAUAAUUCUACAUGGCAUAUAUACCCUACAAUACAUCGGUCUAACAUGCGUAUCUUGAUCCCACGUGGGACAGAAGUUCAU